Molecule: messenger RNA, 2558 nt
Organism: Amoebophrya sp. A25
Lineage: Eukaryota; Dinophyceae; Syndiniales; Amoebophryaceae
Source: the annotation of a GenBank genome assembly
AUGUUACGGACUGCGUGGGCUGUAGGUCAGUCGUUGGCGCCUUGGUUUUGUUUGUGUCGUGCGUUUGGUUGGUUGUUCGUCGUGGCCAUGUGCCUGUGUCUUUUCUCUCCAAUUAAAUCUGGGUUAGGAAGGGUUUGUGGGUAUUUGAUGGUUUAUUCUCGAUUUCGUCAUCUAGUACAGAAUGGAGUAGCGGCUGCGUCUGCGGUCAAUACUUUCUACUUCGCGUAGUAACCCUGGACUUCAUCACCACGUGGUCCCGUUGUAUUAAGUGCGUCACAGCGGCGCCAAUUCGUUGCCACUUCGUUGGCCCGAUAAGGUGUUUGGCAAGGCGCAGUACUAGCUCUGUUUAUGAUGGCUAGGGCAGCUUCUAGCGUUCUACAUUACAUAACGCCAGGGGGGUUACUUAUCCUUGUACUAGAGCAUCAAAAUAUAAAUAGUGUCCGUCGUCCACUAUUCCGGGUUCGAUGUUGUUGUAGGUGGGGAGUAGCCUGGCCAUUGAGCUGCAGGUUUUGACAAGAGGAGAGUCGUAGUUGUACCACUACGAAAACAAACCCAAAGGGACAACUGGGAAUCAAAAAACUGGAUUUGUCUUGGUACCUCUGUUAAGUGAGUAUGGAUGUAAGCUUUUGGGUCUCCGUUCGAAUUCUCGCGGAGGCGCUAUGAGUGAGUGAGUGGGUGGGAGCUAGACUUCUUUCGCAAGGCAUGAAAAUUCGCAAGCAUGGCUACUCGCUAGGCACGACAAUGCUUAUGCGUCGUGGCUAGUAUUAACUGAGACGCACCGUCAAGUAUUGACUGGGGCGUGGCUAGUAUUCACUGUAGCCUGCCGUGUCGUUCUAGUAUGUAUACCAUUGGAGCUUUAAUAGCAGGGUUUCUUUCUAGCGAGAGAUCUACUAGACACUAUUAGAGCAAAAUACUUGUUGAUGCAGGAGUUGACGCUGAUAUGGUUAUGGUAGGUUCACUGUCUCUUUAAUAUAUAAUUAUUGCUUGUAAUAUGCAUCAACCAUCAAUUAUUAGAAUUAUUAGUCAAGAACAAUUACAAUACGAAAGAAUUAUGGAAUCGCGAUUCAUAAUGGACGGUGUCUGUGUGAGGAUUUAUCUGUCGUGUCUGUCAUGACCUAAUCCUAAAGUAAGAUGAACUUCUCUUGCUUCAACAGCUCCACAGAAUAAAGUUCAUUUCAGGAGGACCACGAUUGGAGGAGGGACCGUUCCGUCGUGUCUAGUUCCUUUACAAGACAAACGAGGAUGCUCUUGUUCGAUUCAUUAUUUCCAUUGUUAUUGUUCAAUAAAUUACAAUGAAUUACUACAGUAAUAGUGGUGAUGUUCCAUGUCAAGAAUUGAUAGGUUCGUUGUAUUAGUUUGAUACGUAGUAGUAGUAGUUGUUGCUAUACCGUUAAUGAGGACUCAUAUUGUUCCUCAUGUCGUACUUUCUUUGAUACUUCUCCUAUCCUUGUUCCUUGCAUCUUGAAGAGGAUCUAUUUCGAACUUCCUUCCUUCCGAAGAGCCGUGUAGAAGUAGAUCUUGCCAUAGACUAGCAAACCACGACGUUUGGUCGUGUAGACUAAGAUGUCUCGGCUUAUGAUCCUGUGACGUUACUAACUGAUGUCGUGUGGCGCAGCUCCGCGCCGGUCACGGACAGACACAAAAACGCGGGUCGUAGCUGUGGCGGUGGAGGCAGUGAGGCUGAGUAAGUGCAGGAGGAAAGUCGUGCGGAGGUGCAUCAUCACGACUGAAGGCUCGGAGGAGCCACCCAGUGUAGUAUCUAGAUUCUCGUUGGCUUGAACAACAGGAAGUUGAUCUAUCAUGAGCAGUUAUGAUCAUACGAAAAGUAUUCCUGCACAUUUGCAACUACGCUUUUUCUUGAGUGUUAUUCACUUGUUGCUGUUGAGGAUCAACAAGGAGAUGCACAACGCGGAGGGGGCGAGCAAGUAGACCCGGGUGGUACAUUGGCUCUUUUAGUCAAACUCAAAAUACUAAUCAACCUACUUCUUCACCUGCUUCUUGAGUAUAUUGAAAAAGAUUCUUUAAAGAACUACCAACACGGAUAAUGCUCGUCGUCGUCGUGUUGAAGUACUAACUUCAAAAUUUAUAUUCCUUCUAAUAUGUUGACGCGAAGAUUGACGACGUUGCCCCUUUGACAUUGUGUUUUCUGAGCUUUGUUUUUUCCGAGAACGGGCUACAUUUGCAUCAUUGUCUACAUAGAUAGUACUACAGUCUACUUCUCUUCAUUGUUGUUCAUGUGUAUUUGUAUUUAUGAUUUUGUUGAAUCAAUUGAAGAUUCGCAUCAAGUGAAUUGAUAAUUGAUUCAACGAUUUUCUUCUUAUUGUCUGUCUUCACGACGACGGCAUGUUGAAAAAUAUUGUGAUAUUACCAUGACAUCGAAUCAUGUUCAUGUUGUACAUUUUUAUCCAUUUCAUUUACGCGAAAUCAAAAAACCUCCAGCUGUGACGACUUGUUGGAAAAUUGAUCUCUCAUCGAAAUAUGAAUCAUCGAUGGAGGAUUGGUCCUCGCAGUUUGUUGUCGCACUUUGCAUGCUUGUGCUCUCCUGAGGAUCAUUCACC